GAUAAUGCAUCUGUGCCAAAUCAGUUAAAUGUCGAUCAAUGGGUUAUGGUACGAGAUCGCCAUCGUUUAAAUCGACUGAAAAAAGGAAAAGAUGCUCAUCCUGAAAAAUUCCAAGAACUGUUUGAGAAAUCAAACCAUCAAGUCAAAAAAAGAUUAGCCAGUCUACCGACAAUCAAACUCAAUCAGGAUCUACCGGUUACCCAGUAUGCAGAUAAACUGAUUGAAGCGAUUCAAAAGCAUCAGAUUAUUAUUGUUGCAGGGGAAACGGGUUCUGGUAAAACCACGCAAUUGCCACAGAUCGCAAUGCUUGCAGGUCGUGGCUUAACUGGGAUGAUUGGUCAUACUCAGCCUCGUCGUCUGGCAGCACGAAGUGUAUCGCAACGUAUUGCUGAAGAAGUUGGUGAAAAGCUGGGUGAAAGCAUCAGUUUUAAAGUGCGUUUUAAUGAACAAGGAUCAAAUGAUUCAAUCGUUCGGUUAAUGACGGACGGUAUCCUUCUUGCUGAACUUUCUAAUGAUCGUUAUUUAAAUAAAUAUGACACGAUUAUUAUUGAUGAAGCGCAUGAGCGUUCAUUAAACAUUGAUUUCAUCAUGGGUUACCUGAAGCAACUGGUAAAAAAACGGCCUGAUUUAAAAAUCAUUAUUACUUCAGCAACAUUAGAUGUGAAUCGCUUUAGCGAAUAUUUUAAUGGCGCACCGAUUUUUGAAGUGGAAGGACGUAGCUUUCCAGUAGAGCUGCGUUAUCGUCCGAUUUCUGAGAUGACGAUCGGCGGCAGUGAUGAUGAUGACUUUGACGAUUUUGAAGAAAAUUUACCACGUGCAGUGGUACAAGCUGUAGAAGAAUGUUUUAAGGAUGCUGAAUCUAAGGGGCAUCCUGAACAUGCGGAUAUUCUUAUUUUUUCAAGCACUGAACAAGAAAUUCGAGAACUACAAGAGACCUUACAAAAAUUUGGUCCUAAACACACGCAAAUUUUACCUUUAUAUGCACGUUUAGCUUUAGCCGAACAGCAGAAAAUCUUUAAUCCCUCUGGUGGUGGGCGACGUAUUAUCAUCGCAACCAACGUCGCUGAAACAGCGUUGACUGUACCGAAUAUUCUGGUUUUGCGCGUAUUUCUCGCUAUAACUAUCGUUCACGGGUACAGCGUUUACCGAUUGAAGCGAUUUCUCAAGCUGCUGCAAAUCAGCGUAAAGGGCGAUGUGGUCGUAUUGCACCAGGUGUUUGCAUUCGCUUAUACAGUGAAGAUGAUUUUCAAAGUCGUCCAGAUUUUACUGAACCCGAAAUUAAACGGACCAAUUUAG
Messenger RNA from Oppiella nova, 1296 nucleotides. NCBI's taxonomy places the organism in Eukaryota, Metazoa, Arthropoda, Arachnida, Sarcoptiformes, Oppiidae. The record is from the annotation of a GenBank genome assembly.